Trichoderma reesei QM6a is the source of this 1204-nucleotide messenger RNA. RefSeq lists its product as uncharacterized. Gene Ontology annotation, cellular component: plasma membrane. Bases 141 to 941 code for a protein of 266 amino acids. The transcript is spliced from 3 exons. The record is from RefSeq and is a predicted model, not a curated record. NCBI's taxonomy places the organism in Eukaryota, Fungi, Ascomycota, Sordariomycetes, Hypocreales, Hypocreaceae.
UAAUAGUUGAUAUACAUUACAUUUCACCACCCGCUGUAGGCUUUCAUCCUCCACCAGGUAGUAUCCGAAUACAAGUCGACAGACCAGCCCCAGCCAGCCACAAACACCAACAACAACACAACAACUCCAGCCAAACCGCCAUGGCUGCCAGAGGCUUAAUAUCGUACUGGAUCCUCCCCGUCAUCUCCAGCCUCGUCUGGUGCGGCAUGCUCCUCGGCCUGCUCCUCUACUGGGUCGUCGACACAAACACCACGCACUACUCGUGGAUGGGCAGCAACGACCAGAUCGCCUUCAUCAGCGACAUUGGCGCCAGCAAGCUCAAGCCCCUCUUCAUCGCCGGCUCCGCCGUCACCACCGUCUUCCUCGACCUGGCCUUUGCCUCCGAGCGCUGGCUGCGGCACAACGGCCGCCUCGUGCCCAACACCACCGUCAAGGAAAAAGUCCUCGCCAUCAUCAGCAUCGUCUUCGCCGUCAUCGGCACCGCCGGCCUCAUCCUCCUCUCCAUCUUCGACACGCACCACCACCACAAGGCGCACGACAUCUUUCUCCUGCUCUUCAUUGCCGGGUACCUCUUGUCCGCCGUCUUCAUCUGCUGGGAGUACUACGAUCUGGGUAUUUACAACCGCCAGCACCGCAUCCUCCGCAUCUCCUUCUGGAUAAAGACCACCUUCGUCAUCGUCGAGUUCGUCCUCGCAAUCGUCUUCGUCGGCACCAACUGGAGCAACAACGACAACGUCGCCGCCGUCUUCGAAUGGAUCAUUGCCUUCAUCUUCACCUUUUACAUCCUCUCCUUCGUCGUCGACCUCCUGCCCGCCAUCCGCACCAAGCCCGUCACGGCGCGCUUCACAAAGGCUCACGAGAUGGAGUCGGCGAAUCGUAGCCAGGACGGCGGCAGCAACGACUACAACCGAGACGAUUACAACCGAUAUGCCUUUCAAUGAAUGAGCUGCAUAGCUGAGCUGGGCCCAAAUGGCCUUUUGGGCACUUGGGCCUUUUCCAGUGCUUUGGUUUGUUUUCCCGCAUAAACAUGUACGAGUAGUUUGGGGGGUUUUAGGAAAAUGGAGUCAAGAGGCAUGUAAAAGGGCGUUCAACAGGUUCAAAUUUCAUCACGGAUGGUUGUUUUCUCACGGAUUAGAUGUACAACGAUUAACAAGUAAUGUAUGUUUUAUGAUUACCUAUGCACUCUUACAAAAUCAUCUCUGAC